UAAUUUAGUAAAUAUUAUUGAAAAUUAAAAACUUUUUAUGAGUCAGAGAACUUUGGCAACAGAUAAGAAGGAAAGUGAAGAAAACUAUAGUCCUGAUAGGACAAGAGUUGAAGUAGACUCUACAGACCCUGUGGUCUUGUACCAAGCUUCAAGACUCAUGAGACUUAAAUAAGUGGUUUGAAGGAUUCAAACGCAGAAGAAGAGAACAUGAGAGGGAUAUCUGAAGGAGAUUUAGAGAAAUUCAAAGUAAGGAGCUCACUCAAUCUGAAGAUUUAUCCAAUUUAGCAGAUUUGCAAGAUUUCACUGAGCCUAGUCCUUUUAAAAUUAAUUUACAGCUUUAAUUCAGUUAUUUUGGAUAAAAUA
Molecule: messenger RNA, 363 nt
Organism: Moneuplotes crassus
Lineage: Eukaryota; Ciliophora; Spirotrichea; Euplotida; Euplotidae
Source: the annotation of a GenBank genome assembly